Durusdinium trenchii is the source of this 1647-nucleotide messenger RNA. The record is from the annotation of a GenBank genome assembly. Lineage: Eukaryota; Dinophyceae; Suessiales; Symbiodiniaceae.
AUGAAGCAGGUGCUGCUCGAGAGGAGCCAUCUCUUCGAGGUGCAGCUGGACUCCAAAUUUCAGCCUCAUGUGCGCUUGAUUUCGAGCGGUGUGGACCUUUCUGCCUGGUCCCACCUCUCGGCGGUGUGCGCCGCUUCUGCGGCCAUCGCCGGGCUGGCAAACCGCGCAGCUGAAAGCCCGCCGGCGCCACUGACGACACUGCCCGUGGAGGCGCCUGAGACAGCUGCCCUUGGUCCUGAGCUACUCUCCGCGCUGGAAAUGCACCUAACACGCCGGAAUGGGCACGAACGCUAUUCGGUGCUGCGCUCAAAGUUUGGAGUGAAGCAAGCUCAGCUACGGCCAUAUUUUCAGGUCCUUCCGGCAGGCCACGAUGCCGUGGUGGCGCUUUGCCACGAGCCGGGUGGUGCCAUGCCCAAGGUGCCAGGGCCGAUGAAUAGCAGCGUCCAAGAGGCCGUGGAAGGCUUGACCUUGUCCGGCGUGCCCAGCGAGACAGCGAGACAUCCGGACCCACGGAACGACGCGGGACGCCGCGCAAUGGCCUUUUGCAUGGAUCGUGCGGAGAGCCAUGCUGCUUUGCUCUCGAGGCUGGUGAAAACCUAUCAAUGGGUCUCUGAAGCGGAGGCAGCGAAGGCAAAGGCGAAGUUCUCGCCGGUGAAGCGGCAGAAGCUGGUGGUGGCAGUCCUGAAGAUUGUGGAGCAUCCCAGCUUCGCUGAGAUGCGGCACGGCCAACCAUGCUUCCGAUUGGAUCGCACCAACUUAUUCUACCUGGUCAACGACGUCCUGCACAAUGCUGCAUCGGAGAAACCAGGAGCCCAGCAGUUCCGCGAGAGUUUCCAGGAGCGGAAGACUGGCCGUUCUGCGGCCGCAGUCCGCGUGGUGUGGUGCGCCACACGCGCGGACCUGCUGCCUGAGGCCUGCGAAGGCUUUGGCCGUCAGUGGCUGAGGCGAUUGGAGUUGCCCUUGAGGGAGCCCAUGGAGCGACGCGUGCGGAGUGUGCCUGUGACCUUGGCCAACCGCGCAGCCUUGGCCGCUGAGCUGCACCGCAGCGUCGGGGCUUCGGUGGUGCUCAGCGGCGCCGAUGUGAGCCGCGUGGGGCUCUCGGAAGCGCAGGCGAUGAAGAAGAUCCUGAGUUCGGAACCACAUUGCAUUCCACCUGAUGUUUUGCUAUUGGAUGAGCUGGCAUGCAAUACCAUAGAGAAUGCGCGAAAUACCCUGGCCAUCAUCCGAAAGCACGUGCCGACCGUUGCGACUGCGGACAUCAAGGUCUACUUGGUAACGUCUGACUUCCACUGCCCACGUUCGGAGUUUAUUUUCAGGAAUGUCUUCGAAGCGGAGGGCGCUGGCGAUCUGCAACUGGAGUCGUGCCCAGCCUUCAGCGCGCUCACGGAUGACAUCUCUGAGAGUCCGGAUAAAGAGAUGCUCAGUGAUUUCAAGCUUCACAAGAAGAUGAAGGACAUCAAUGAAUGGGGUAUCUUUACUCGGCUUUGCCACGAGCAGGCCUUGAUGACCAACAAAAUGAGGCCGUGGCUUCGUGAGUAUGGUGUGGAAAAACAAGAUCCCAGACAUUUUGACCGGGCCAUGGAACAGCUUGCCGAUCAGUUAGACCAAGCACGCAAAGGUGAAUAUCUCAAAUCCGGUCGAAGCUGA